UUUGCGUGUAUGCAACCACAAUGUUUUGGUCGAAGCGAACUGAAGUAACAUUAAGUACUUCGUUGAUAUAAUUAAAGUCUUGAUUAGUUCGUGCUGCUAUCAACCAGUCGUAUGAAGAAGUAUCCAUGUGCAAGUGAUGUAACUAAAAGAAAUUUGUAGGUCAGUAAGACCUGUAUGCGCCACAAUACCUCAACCCUUCAAGGUAACAACAAUGGCUCCAAUAACUUUCACGGAAACUGAAUUGAUAGAACAACCGUUACAUAUAAAUGACUACAUUCAAUACAAGCUUCACCACCCAGCGAAGGACACUGGCGAGACCAGAGACAAUGGCACACUGUACCAGAUCAGUCCUUAUGACCAGAUGUUAAAUCCUAAAGAACCCAAAUUCCUUGCGCCACUACGAUGCUUGGAGAAAAGAAUGGGUUUCGUUACUCCCAUUAGAUGGGUCAACACAAUUGCUAUAACAGCAUUCCACAUUAUUGGCGUUUUAUGGUUUUUAAGAUUUGUAUAUUUUAUAGAAAAACCAUUCAAAUGGCAAACUUUAAUAUUCGGCUACCUCGUUGGCCAGGUGGCUGGUUUUGGAGUAACGGGAGGAGCACACCGGUACUGGUGUCAUCGCUCAUACAAAGCUAAACUACCUCUCCAAUGGAUUCUCAUCAUAUGCUACUCAGCGGCUGGUCAGAACACUAUAUACGAGUGGGUUCGGGACCACCGCGUGCAUCACAAGUUUUCGGAAACCACAGCAGACCCACAUGACGCAAACCGAGGCUUCUUGUUCUCGCACGUCGGCUGGCUGAUGAUGAAGAAACACCCAAAUGUGCUAAGACAAGGCGCCAAGCUUGACUUGAGCGACAUCACCAAUGAUCCACUUAUUCAGUUCCAUACCAAAUAUUUCCUGUUAUUCAAGAUAGUCUUCUGCUUUGUCAUACCCUCCGUGAUCCCUGCCCUAUGCUGGGACGAAUGUUGGGAAAUUUCCGUCAUGUCGCAGUCAGUGUUGCGGUACUUAUUAAGCCUCAACUUCACCUGGUCGGUCAACAGCUUCGCGCAUUUGUGGGGCAACAAGCCUUAUGACAAGAACAUAAUGCCAGUAGAAAAUUGGGGUGUCUCAAUAGUGGCUAUGGGCGAAGGCUGGCACAACUACCACCACACUUUCCCUUGGGACUACAAGGCUGCUGAACUUGGAAUACCAAUGAAUUUGACUACAACACUGUUGAAUUACUUCGCGAGUAUCGGAUGGGCGUAUGACUUGAAGGAAGCAUCACCAUCCUUGGUCAGGUCGGUGGCAAAGGCCAGGGGUGAACCACGAGAUGACUAAAUUUUAUCAAAAUACCAGGGGCAGUAAUAUAAUAGAUCAAUACUAGUGGCAUCAGACUUCUAUACUAAAACCAUAGGUUGUAAUUCCUCAGGUAAUUACAGUAUUAGGAACUUACCUACUUAAAAUUAUUAGUCAGAAUCAAACAAUUUUGUAAGUUACUAUGGAGUUUCUACUGUAUACUAAUAAGUACUGAGCAUGUACUUAGGCACUUUAAUUGUAUAAGGGCAAACGUGAUCUUAGGUUAUAAUGUAAUUUUAAGUUUAUUGUUACAUACCUACUUAGUUUAUAAGUGUAACUGUGUAAGUACCUACCUAAUAUCUGUACUAAUAUUAUAAAG
This is a messenger RNA of Helicoverpa zea (corn earworm), 1652 nucleotides long. RefSeq names its product acyl-CoA Delta(11) desaturase. Bases 212 to 1315 code for a protein of 367 amino acids. Gene Ontology annotation, molecular function: stearoyl-CoA 9-desaturase activity; iron ion binding. The transcript is spliced from 6 exons. Gene Ontology annotation, biological process: unsaturated fatty acid biosynthetic process. Lineage: Eukaryota; Metazoa; Arthropoda; Insecta; Lepidoptera; Noctuidae. The record is from RefSeq and is a predicted model, not a curated record. Gene Ontology annotation, cellular component: endoplasmic reticulum membrane.